AUGGCCUCAUCCGACAAAAAAUCAAAAGACCCCAUUUUAUCAUUAUUUGCUGGAAGCGUAGGAGGUGCCGUUGAAGGUAUGGCAACAUACCCCACAGAAUACGUCAAGACUCGCCUACAACUGCAAGCUGGUGGCACUCUCCAUCCAGGAGAGGUAAUUUUCAAAGGGCCCAUUGACUGUUUCACUAAAAUUGUAAGGACGCAGGGUCUCCUUACUAUUUAUACUGGUGUAUCCGCUUUGGCAAUAGGAAAUGCUGCUAAAGCAGGCGUCCGAUUCUUGUCAUAUGAUCAAUUCGCUAACGCACUGCGAGAUGACAAUGGUAAACUCACACCUUUCCGUAGUAUGCUAGCAGGUCUUGCAGCAGGUAUGACAGAGGGAGCUCUGGUAGUGACACCCUCAGAAACCAUCAAAACAAAAAUGAUUCACGAUAAGAACAGUGGAACACCAAAAUACAAAGGAUUAGUUCACGGCACAAAAAUGAUCAUAGCAGAAGAAGGAAUGGGGGGUAUCUACCGUGGAUUAGGUCCUGUCAUGGCAAAACAAGGUGCAAAUAGUGCAGUGCGAUUCAGUUGUUAUACUUCCUUCAAAUCUAUGCUACAAUCAUGGCGAGGAAAAGGCGACGAACCAUUGCCUUCCACGCAUACGUUUGCUGCUGGUGCAUUAGCUGGUGUUGUUACAGUUUAUACAACAAUGCCUUUGGAUGUAGUGAAAACAAGAAUGCAAGGUUUAGAUGCCAAGAAAUUGUAUAAAAACUCUCUGGACUGUAUUGCCAAGGUGGUAAAAGCGAAUGGUGUUUUCUCACUCUGGAAAGGAACUACACCACGUCUCGUCAGACUUAUCUUUUCUGGUGGUAUCAUCUUUACAGUAUAUGAGAAAGUGUAUCAUACGCUGGAUGCAUUGAAAAAUUAA
This is a messenger RNA of Mycotypha africana, 909 nucleotides long. RefSeq names its product mitochondrial carrier domain-containing protein. The record is from RefSeq and is a predicted model, not a curated record. Gene Ontology annotation, biological process: mitochondrial citrate transmembrane transport. The transcript has 2 exons. Bases 1 to 909 code for a protein of 302 amino acids. NCBI's taxonomy places the organism in Eukaryota, Fungi, Mucoromycota, Mucoromycetes, Mucorales, Mycotyphaceae.